CAGAUUUGUCACAGAAAGUUGUGUGUUGCCGUACGGAGGUAGGUGAAAACAUUGGCAACAAUCUCCACCACCAUUUUCAUGCAACUGUAAGCAUAACAUAAUCUAGUUUUUCCCUAACAUCUGUCGCAAUAAUUUAGCGAUUCAGCUAAACUAAAUUUAUCGUUGAACAUUUGAAAUGCUGCUGAACAUCAUAAAUGACGUCAGUGUUAGAGAUGUGUUUGUUAAGAAAACAAUAACAAGAAACUCACGUCAAACUAAAACUUUAAAAACGUCUCCCGUUGACGUCAUGGUUAAAGACGCCGGCCCAGGAAGAAACGUGGGUCUAAAACGAGCGACCGUUGAAGAAAGAUUUUCAAUGCCAGACCACACUCUUCUCUACCACGGAACAAGUUCUGAAAAUGCUGCGUCUAUUUUAACCUACGGCAUAGACCUAAACAGUGGCAAGCCGAAGCAGAAUUUUUCCCACAAAGACGGUUUUUAUUUGUACCACGACUUCAAGCACGCCUUGAGAUGGGCCCACAAGAAACACGAGGACGACUACGCUGUGAUUGUCUUCAGAGUGCCCAACCCUUUACUGGACAGGGAGGCUAACAACGGCCUUGACCUACGAGAUUAUAAAGACUCCGAGGUUUUGGAGAAAUGGAAAACUGUCGUACGGUUGUGCCGUACCGGAAGCCUUUAUAUGCCUGAGUGGCGAGAGUUUGAAAGUUUUAGUUUCAUCCAGGGUCCGAUCUGUAUCAACCACAGGGACAUGAUCAAGAGAAACCGACCGCCCAGAUACUUUUUUCUACACCGUAAGGUCUCCCAGCAGCUGUGUGUGAGGACCGAGAGCUAUGCUGAGCAAUUUGGUGACAUCUCAAAUAUAUGCUCGGUUAUUUUCUAUGUCGAUUGAACUUUUAUUUAGCUGAUGUGUGAAUAUAUUCUA
This is a messenger RNA of Physella acuta, 925 nucleotides long. RefSeq lists its product as uncharacterized. NCBI's taxonomy places the organism in Eukaryota, Metazoa, Mollusca, Gastropoda, Physidae. The record is from RefSeq and is a predicted model, not a curated record.